This is a messenger RNA of Felis catus (domestic cat), 1684 nucleotides long. It is a transcript of the gene PHOX2A, whose product is annotated as paired like homeobox 2A. Gene Ontology annotation, biological process: regulation of transcription by RNA polymerase II. The transcript has 3 exons. Lineage: Eukaryota; Metazoa; Chordata; Mammalia; Carnivora; Felidae. The record is from RefSeq and is a predicted model, not a curated record. The coding region runs from base 296 to 1150 and encodes 284 amino acids. Gene Ontology annotation, molecular function: RNA polymerase II transcription regulatory region sequence-specific DNA binding; DNA-binding transcription factor activity, RNA polymerase II-specific.
GGGGUGGGGCCUGGGAGGCCCAGGCCCCGCCCCACAGAGCUCGCCCCGCCCCGCCCCCUCCGCGGGGUCCUGAGCGUUAAAAGGCGCGCGGGCCCGGUCUCGCUGCACUUGCAUUGCACCCGGGCGGAGGGUGGCCGCGACGGGGCGGGCAGACUCGCGGGCGCUCAGAGCCGGCCUCGGGUCCUCGGCGCCAGGCGCUCGAACCCUUAUCCCGACCCCCACCCGGCCCGGGACCCGGACCCCAACCCCAACCCGACCCGGCCCGGUCCGGCCCCCGACCCCGACCCCCGGGCCGAUGGACUACUCCUACCUCAAUUCGUACGACUCGUGCGUGGCGGCCAUGGAGGCGUCCGCCUACGGCGAUUUCGGCGCCUGCAGCCAGCCCGGCGGCUUCCAGUACAGCCCCCUGCGACCCGCCUUCCCUGCGGCUGGUCCGCCCUGCCCCGCGCUCGGCUCUUCCAACUGCGCGCUUGGCGCUCUACGCGACCACCAGCCCGCGCCCUACUCGGCAGUGCCCUACAAGUUCUUCCCGGAGCCGUCGGGCCUGCAUGAGAAGCGCAAGCAGCGGCGCAUCCGCACCACGUUCACGAGCGCGCAGCUCAAAGAGCUGGAGCGCGUCUUCGCAGAAACUCACUACCCCGACAUUUACACGCGCGAGGAGCUGGCGCUCAAGAUCGACCUCACGGAGGCUCGCGUGCAGGUCUGGUUCCAGAACCGCCGGGCCAAGUUCCGCAAACAGGAGCGUGCCGCCAGCGCCAAGGGUGCGGCGGGCGCGGCGGGCGCCAAAAAGGGCGAGGCGCGCUGCUCGUCCGAGGACGACGACUCCAAGGAGUCCACGUGCAGCCCUACGCCCGACAGCACCGCGUCGCUGCCGCCGCCGCCCGCCCCCGGCCUGGCCAGCCCGCGUCUGAGCCCCAGCCCGCUGCCUGCCGCCCUGGGCUCCGGGCCCGGCCCUGGCCCCGGGCCACAGCCGCUCAAGGGCCCCUUGUGGGCCGGCGUGGCGGGCGGCGGGGGCGGCGGGCCGGGCGCGGGCGCGGCGGAGCUGCUUAAGGCCUGGCAGCCGGCGGAACCCGGGCCGGGGCCCUUCUCGGGGGUUCUGUCCUCCUUCCACCGGAAGCCUGGGCCGGCCCUGAAGACCAAUCUCUUCUAGCCGCCGGACUCUGGAGGCUCCGGGCCUGUCCCCCAGAGACGUCCUUGCCCCUCCAGGACCUGACAGAGUCCCUCCCCAUUCGGGCGCCCGCCUGAAGUGCCCAUCCGUCCCUACCCCUACCAUGUCUGACCCGUAGGUGUGCCCUCCCCAGCUUUGGAGAGAGAUCAAGUCAGAGACACUCUCCUCCUCACCUACCCUACCCAGCAGAGCGGGGUACUUUUCACUGGGGCCGCCCCCCUCCCCUCCCCACUUCCAGCUUGGUUUUCUUUGGAACCGGGAUGAAAUAACAGCGCUGGAAUGUGAGGGUCCUCAAGUUCAGUAACAGCCUAGCUCUGCAGCUGGCUGGGUCACUUAGCCACCAGCCUGCUGCCCUAGCCCCUGGGCCAACCCACACUGACCCCACCCGUUCUGGUCGUCGUUGGGAUAAUGAGCCGCCUGAAGGGUCCCACUGCCAAUUUGUCCCCUCCCAUUCCCAGCCGGUCUGGCGCAGAGGUUAGGCCGGUUCAGAGCAGAGGGGCUGGCUGCCAGGGCAUC